Molecule: messenger RNA, 5928 nt
Organism: Schistosoma haematobium
Lineage: Eukaryota; Metazoa; Platyhelminthes; Trematoda; Strigeidida; Schistosomatidae
Gene: PKA-R2
Product: cAMP-dependent protein kinase type II regulatory subunit
Exons: 9
Coding region: 3977-4561 (194 amino acids)
Source: RefSeq, a predicted model, not a curated record
AAGCUGUAUUCUGUUUCAGUUAUCGUUAAAGCGGUAAUUUGUUUCCAUUGUUGGUUAGUAUGAUACCCGAGGGAUUACCGGAGUUACUGGAGAAGUUCACGGAGAAGGCUAUGUCAGAAAAGCCGAAUGAUUUGGUUGAGUUCGCAGCAAAUUAUUUUCAUAACCUUCUGGAAUCCAAAAGUCAACUUGAAGAACGCAAGUUACUCCCUAAUUUUUUUGCUUAAUUAAUCCAGUAUAUCGACAAGAAUAAAAAACCUGAGAUUUUUAAACAUUCUAAGGAAUAUGAUUCUCUUAUAAACUGAAUUCUUACACCUGGCCAAAGUUUUCAACCAUAGUUGAGUAUUUUACUGUGAAAUCUCACGUUUGGAAAUGAAUUAGGCAGAGUGAAGGAAUCCGCUUGAUUUAGCAUCUCAAGCAUUACGUUUCAUCAUUUCCAUAUAUUUGUCCAGAGGAUAAACCAUUUGGUGAAUCCGAAGUAUUCAAAUAUUUGAGAAACGUGAUUUCGUCUGGUUCUUUAGCUGAUCAGCUGACCAGACAACCCAAAAAGGGGAAAUAAAGGGGUAAAUGCUUUGGUAACGAAAGGGGAAAUAAAGAGGAAAACGCGCCAGAAUGUCGCCUUUUUCGCCUGUCCGGGGGAAAUAAUGCGGAUUUUCCCCUUUAUCGCCUUUUUGUCGACAAAUUACGGACUUAUCGCCUAAAUAUCCGCCGAAUUGUCGUAUUUUCGCCUAAAUAUCCGCCGAAUUGUCGCAUUUUCGCCUAAAUUUCCGCUGAAUUGUCUACUUUUCGCCUAAAUAUCCGCCGAAUUGCCACAUUUUCGCCUAAAUAUCCGCCGAAUUGUCGCCUAAAUAUCCGCUGAAUUGUCUACUUUUCGCCUAAAUUUCCUACUUAUGCGCGUAGUUUUCUACUUUUCGCCUAAAUACACACAUUACCUCCUAUUUUCCAUCCAUCGACAGAACCCCAAACGUCUCCUAUGUUCGCCUUUAUUUUCAACCACAGACAAAAAUAUAUCUGCAAUGCAGUUGAAAAGCGGUCGACCGUCCCUUCAGACUAUAAAGAUUGUAUUUAUCGUUUAUAAUCCCAUCACAGUCUCUAAAUGAUAUGCUUGUUUUUCAUUAGAUCUGUCUUCAUACAUUUCUUCUCAUAUGCUCAUGGAAGCUAACGAAAUUUAAAUUUUUCAUUACUAUAUUGAUAUAAAUAAGCACCAAAAUAUCCGGUGUUGUCCGUCAUUCUACUUCUCAUUUUUACAGCGUCAGUAGAUUUGUACAGGCGACAAGUUAAUGAGGCUUAGGUUGACCAGUGUAUCAACAAUCAGAUUACUCUGAAUAUUUCUCUGUCUAUCAAUAUUUAUACUUAAGACAGCCAUAAGCGUAAUUAGGUGUCAUUUAGAUAACCUAUUGUGUAAUAUACAUCUAAGCUGGUCAGUUUCACCAUGCUGGCCGCGAUAAUUUCACAUUCUACUUUCUUCACUAUACUCAGUAACACUUGUUUUGAUUGGGAUAAAGUAAAAUUGGAUGUCUCUAGUUUUAGUCCGUUGUCCAUUGCAUAAUAAAUCUACACAUGGAGGAAUAUAUAGAUGCUCCAGUAUAUAUUCGUUUAGUUUUAUGUCACCAAAAUGAGUUGUCUCCCUCGGCUGAACCUAUAAAAGUGUAAUUGAAAGUAAUUUUGAAUAAACGUUUAGUUGGUCAAUGUGAUGCUACUAUGCUGUAUUUAUCCUUAAUAUACAAAGACGUUUUAGUAGGAUCACAUGUUAGUGAAAGUGACCCGGGUUAUACAUUUUUCUUGCAUUGAUUAGUGUACUCAUACUGAGGAUACUGAGCAACUGUAAUAAUGUUAUCAUUACAACAUGUGAAACUAGUUAAUUUAUUUCAGAAAUCACAGUAAAAAAGAAAUAAUAUUGCUAAAAAUAGCGGUGACGAAUUAACUCCAACGUUUCUACAGUCUAAUAUGAAUGAGUUCUGAGAGUAUUUGUAUGCUUUAUCAGUUGCCUAAUGAAACCAUAUUCAUGGAUUCUGGAGUAAUUAUUUUUAAGAAGUUCAUUUUAGAUUCUAUGACAGAAUUGCUAAGUGGCCUAAAGAGGACUUGAGUACCUAUUAAAGCUCUAAUGAAGCAAGCCAGCUUAUACAAAAUGUCCUGCAGACAAUUCCGUAAAGCAUAUCUUUGAAUGUAUUGGAAUAAGAGCUUUUGUUUUAGACUAUGAGAAGCAAAACAACUCUAGAUUUUGUGUCAUCACGGACUGAUUGUUUACGAGCUCACACCUCACUAUAGGAUCCAAAGCACUCGAAGUAUAAGGACUGUAAAUAUUAUUAUCUUUGUUUUAUUACUGGCCAAUGCUAUAAUGGAAAAAUAAUCAACUCACAGUCGUCUCACAUAAAACAUUUGCUCAUAGGUUGUAAGCUCAUAUGAAUCCAAGAUGACGCUCAUAAUUUCUUAAAGGUUUUUAUUUCCCACUUGUUAAUUCACAAAUAGGAUUUACCUGUCCCUACUGGCCUGUUUGCUAGUUAAACGUAUGCUAUACAGAUAUCUAACGGUUAUGGUAAAUGGGCAGCCUUGAAGAUAAUAUUAAUGCCUAAAAGGACAGAUUCUUGGUUUGAGUAUUAGUUGGGACAGUAAGAAGUUAUGUUAUAGGUACACUUAGCUGACGACUCGUCAACUUAAAAUGUUUUCAAAUUUUGAGUGUUAACAAAUCACUAUCCAUGAUCUAUUGUUGUGCAUAAGCAGCUAGAAAUAGCUAAUUUUUAUGGUAAUAUUGUGGUGAACAGAACACGGGUGGGGACAAUCAAAUGUAUGUCACAAAAUUACAGGACUUGUUAAUAAAAUCUAACAAUCAUAAAGUAAAUGCUUAAUUUGCAAAAUAUCCGCCAAUUGUCUCAAAAUGACUCAGAAUUCAUUGUUCUUGCAUUUUCAUACGAAUUGCAUCUUGUUUCCAUUCUUUGCUGUUCGAUCCUCUUGUCUCUCUGCUGUCAGAUCUUCUGUUCACGACUAACAUCAUAUACUACUUGUGUCAAUAUAAGUAGCACACACCACAAUAUCAUUAAUUUAAAUAGUUCUCCCAUAAAAUAUGCAUAUGCAACCCCAUGUUUAAAGCGGUUAUUUUAUCAAUGAAAUUUUAGACACGAGUAUAUUUUCCGCUUCCACUGGUAUUCCACAGUAUGAUGUUACGAUAACUGUCAGCGAUUCAAAACAAACGAUUCCCGUAAUAACCACAACCUCUGACAGGUUUGUUCGUUCGUUUCUAAUGUGUAAUCGAUUAUUUUUAAUAACAUUUAAGCGAAAACAACAAGUGUUACGACGAUUCAGAAAUCACCUUAAAUUUAUUACAGCUGUCAACUAGUGAAUGUUUCAUCCCUCUACUUAACAACGAAAAUCGAGUAGGCUAUAUUGGUGCACGUCGACACAGUGUGGCAGCUGAAAGUUUUAAUCCAGCCACAAUAACUGAUUUGGAACCUGUUGUUCAUCCAAAGUCUGUAGCACAAAAACUUCGUUUAGCAUCAGUCGUUAAACCAAUUUUCAUUUUUCGUUCAUUGGAUGAGAGUUCACCAUCAAAUGUGAUUUGGUUGGUCCCGACUGUUGUAUAUGCUGAACCCUAAUGCUCCUGAAGCCGCUGCUACACUUGAAUUCUUUGUAUGUAUGUGUGGCUACGUACGCUAUAACACGGUUAAGCUAUCUGCAAAGACGAAGUCACGCUGCUGUGUCUAAAGUGUCUCUUCUGUAUUUUCUGCUUCUCCUAAAGUGUGGGGGUCACCAUAAUCCAAUUGACAAUCGGAAGUAAGAGUAGGCAGCCUUUGUGAGGAUUCAACUGAGAAGAGUAAUCGAUGCGAUAAAAGAAACACCUGUGACUAAAGGUCAAGUAAUUAUAAAUCAAGGUGAAGAUGGUGAUUAUUUUUAUGUAAUUGAAAGUGGGGACUAUGAUAUAAUCAUAAAUGGGAAUAUAGUAGGAAGUUACGCUGGAUCGGGUUCCUUUGGAGAAUUAGCACUUAUGUAUAACACUCCUCGAGCGGCUACCAUUAUAGCGAAAACAGAUGGUGUAUUGUGGGCUUUGGAUCGAACAACGUUCCAACAUAUAGUUUUGCGACAGGCAUUUUUAAAACGUCAACUUUAUGAGAACUUGCUAUCUUCAGUUCCGCUUUUAGGGAGUUUAAGUGCAUACGAACGUACUAAUUUGGCGGAUGCACUUGGGAGUCAUACCUAUGAAGAUGGGACGUGCAUUAUUCAAGAGGGUGAACCAGGAGAAGAAAUGUACUUUAUUGAGGAGGGAUGUGUUGUAAUUUCUACCAAGAAUUCUAAAGGAGAGGAAAUCGUACUCAAACAGCUGCACAAAAAUGAUUAUUUUGGUGAAUUAGCGUUAAUUUUACAUGAACCCAGGAAAGCAUCAGCUCGUGCUGUUGGUAGAACUAAACUUGCAGUUCUGGAUGUAUCAAGUUUUGAACGACUUAUGGGACCAUGUAUAGAAAUUAUGCAACGUGAAAUGGGACGUUAUCGUACUCAAUUACUUGAAACUUUGGGACCCGAUGAUAUACGUAAUAAUCCUUCAUUGGCAAAAUUCGUAGAAUUCGAACAGUAAUUUCAGAAAAAAGAAAAUACGAAUAUGUCAACUAUAAUGAAUUAUGAAAACAAACUACAAUUGUCUGUUCUCAUUCAUUUCUUCAUAUAGAUGUUUUACGUAAAUGAUCGUAUUCUCAAUGUUUUGUUGAUGAAUUUCUGUAUCUUUCAUGAAUAUAAACGUUUAACGUUUUCAUUGUCUUUUUACAAUAUCUGUAACGUGAUUAUUCUCACUAUUUUCACAUACAUUCAAUUAUCGAAUGUAUUUUUAAAAAAACUGAUGUUUAUUAUUAUCAUUAUUAUUCGUACAAUAUCAUAUUGUAGGCAUAUUAAACUAAUUACUUCAAAUACUACUUAUAAUCAUAUACUUCUUUCAUACAAAUUCCAUGAUACACUUUACAAAAUAGUUUGAUUAAUUAUCUUUUCAUUAUUAUUACUAUUAUUAUUUUCCUAAUAAUUUAAUAACCUUUAUCAAUUCUCGUAUAAUGUAAAUAAUUAAUUGAUGAUUGGGUUUUUUUUUACUUGAAUUGAUGUGAAGAAAAAAUAAAACAGAUGGUGAAAAUUAAUUGAAGAAAAAGAAUUUCUCCAUUAAAUAAUAAAUAUAAUUGAUCAUUUAUAAAAAGAAAAAAAGAAAAAAGAAGAAUUGAAAAGAAUUUCAUUGCAUUUCAUUCAAUCAGUUAAUACUUUACUUGUACACUUAAAUUUAUUUAGUAAAUUGAAGAUAAUAACAGAUGAAAAAUUAUUAUAUUUAUUGACAAUUAUUAUUUAUUACUGCUUAUAGUUCAUAUUAAUUUAGUUGUAUUAUCAUUCACUUUACAGUGGUUGUUGUUGUUGUUUAUUUAGAGUUGACAUUAUGAUUAUAUAUUUUAAUAAAAUGAAUACAAUAAUAAUAACAAUAGUAAAAUAAUGUACUAUUGUUGAAUAAUGAAUAAGUAUUCAUGGUAUUUAUUUCCACGGUACAUACGUAUACAACUAUGAUCCUGAAGUAAACUUUCUCUUAUUUUGUUUUCUUCCAUGCUAACUAUCAUUCAUGUUUAGUGUGUGUGUGUGUGUGCGUAUGCAUGGUAAUGUUUGUACUACCUCUUUUUCUUUUAUGAAACAAUGUUUGCCUUCUAGAGUGUUUAUAGUUUAUUCAUUUGUAAAUGUACAACUAUGAAUAGAUUUUAUGCAGUUCUAAAUUUUGCUGAUAGUUGAAAAUUUUCUAAUCCAACUAAAAGGUACUUUAUAUCAUUUGUGGUAAAGUUAUUAUUUUAUUUAGUUGUUUUUUUUAAGUAAUGAUAUAUAUGUUCGCUGUGUGUUAUUUAUUAUUAGAAUCCUUCAUGUUUGUAGUGAAAUAAUAAUCAGAUAAUUUCAAUCGAUUAUGACUUCAUUGAUUUCUUUAUUUCUAUC